Messenger RNA from Camellia sinensis, 2121 nucleotides. RefSeq names its product RNA-binding (RRM/RBD/RNP motifs) family protein. The record is from RefSeq and is a predicted model, not a curated record. Gene Ontology annotation, cellular component: U12-type spliceosomal complex. Gene Ontology annotation, biological process: mRNA splicing, via spliceosome. NCBI's taxonomy places the organism in Eukaryota, Viridiplantae, Streptophyta, Magnoliopsida, Ericales, Theaceae. Gene Ontology annotation, molecular function: U12 snRNA binding; pre-mRNA intronic binding.
AGCGAAUUUCAAGCCAAACGAUUUCGGGGCUCAAACAUUUUUCCAAACGAAGCCUAGUCGGUGAAAUUGGCUUCCCCUCCCCCAACCCUUCAACAUACCUCACUGUCUGUCUGUGUAUGUUGCUUCCAUUCCAACCUUGCAAUCGUCAUUGAUGAAUCCUCAAACGACUCCUCCUGGAUAUGUUGCAUAUCAAGGAGUACCCACUGAACAACUUUCAGAGGAAUCAGCAGCAGCAGCAUCAACAACAACAACAGCUUCUACCCUCUUGAUUCGUCACCUUCCUGAAGCUAUUCCUUCUGACACCCUUUCUCGCCUCUUCUCCCACUAUGGUGCUUCCUCUGUCCGUCCUUUCUCUGCUGGAAGGGUGAGAAACUGUGCGUUUGUUGACUUCAAGAGUGAAGCUUUGGCGUCUCAAGCACAUCGUCAGUUAAAUGGGUUGUGUUUUCUGGGGAAAGUCUUGUCAGUGGAAAGAGCUAAUAAACCAACAGAGAAUAAUAAAAAUCAACAAGGUGCAGGUCAAUCAGGGACACACUCUUCAUCUUUGACGAAGGAUUCUACUCCAAACAGAGACCUCAAUGAAGGAUCCAAAUUGGGGUCCUUUUCUGCUAGUGAACCUAUUGCUGAAAGACUUGGUGUUGACUAUCCCUUUCCUCCUCACCUUGAGUACGCUUACCCUCCACCAGAUGGAAAUAUUCUUACCAACAUUGUAAAUGCUCUUAUUGCUGUUCCUCGAUUCUAUACACAGGUAUUACACUUGAUGAAUAAAAUGAAUAUUCCUGCUCCAUUUCGUAUGGCACUUCCCACCCCACCUCUACCGACUUCAGUAGUAGUACCAACUCCACCUCCGCCACCCCCUCUGCCCCCUCCAAUAGCUACUAAGCCUCCUACGGCUGAUCUGUCUAGUGGUGAGUCAGAAUUGGAGUCUUCAGAUGAGGAAGUUGAUGGCAAGACCCAUCCCAUUGGGGUUCCACAGGUAGCAAGACCUAAACGAAAGCGCAUCAAGCGAGAAGCUAUUGUAGGGCCUGCAGUGGAUAAAUAUGUGGCUCACGAGGCUGUUGGAUUGAAACCUGCCAACUUGGUCCCAAAAGAGAUCCCAAUGAUAAAAAAGAAGAACCCUGUGUUACAGAUCAAAAUUAUGCCUAAACAAGUCCAAAGUGAGCAAACAGAAAUUGACAUGGAGAAAGAAUCAAUGGAGCCAGAUAAAGAGAAUUUAGAUUUUAGACCUUAUGCAACACCAGAAGAAUUGAAGAGUGGAAAGUUGCCUCCAGAGGAAAUCUUAUCACUUCCAAUGUUUAAGAAUUAUAUGGCUGGGAAUCCUGCUUCUGUGUUGUACGUAAAGAACUUGGCAAAAGAUGUGGUUGUUGACGACUUUUAUUUCAUAUUCGGAUCGCUAUUCGAAAGCAUUGAUGCAGCUAAAUCUAGUCUAAGUGUUAAACUGAUGCAGGAGGGACGAAUGAGGGGACAAGCUUUUGUGACAUUUCCAUCCAUUGAACUUGCUCAUCAUGCGUUGAAUCUAGUGAAUGGGUACGUGUUCAAAGGGAAGCCAAUGAUCAUCCAGUUUGGCCGGAAUACCACAACUACUGCCAAAACAAACUAAACAGAAUUGAUUUGACAACUGGAUCUAUUUGCCCUAUGGCUGCCAUGGACCUGACAUAUAGGACUCGUGCGCUUGCCAGACAUGGUUGACAAUUGCUUUUUUGGAGUCUUGUUAACUAACAAGACGCUACGGGAUUAGUAUGACAUUGUUUUGGCCAAUGUGUCAUUGCUUUCAUCUUCCAUGUAUUUUGAGUAAGACAGUAUAGAGCAUGCAUAAUCAGGCGGCAGGCUGCAGAGACACUUGGGGAUAAUUUUGUUCUAUAUAGGGCUUACCUUAGCAGUGUCAUGCAUAUCUUGAACUAGUCAUUUUUUAUUUUUUUUAGUUUCUUAUUUUUCCGUUUCAUGUGUUAAUAUUAUGUUUUUCUUUUCUUUUCUUUUCUUUCCUUUUAUUUUUGGCCUUCAUAGCUAUAGAGAUUGUAUUUGGUGCUAGUAGUUGGAAUGAAAAGAUGUAGAAACAAGAGUCAAUAGAUUCAAUUGUAUGUUUUGCAGUUCAUUUGCUUCUACUGACAUUUUGAGAUUUCCGCC